Molecule: messenger RNA, 1104 nt
Organism: Pocillopora damicornis (cauliflower coral)
Lineage: Eukaryota; Metazoa; Cnidaria; Anthozoa; Scleractinia; Pocilloporidae
Product: F-box only protein 36
Biological process (GO): SCF-dependent proteasomal ubiquitin-dependent protein catabolic process
Cellular component (GO): SCF ubiquitin ligase complex
Molecular function (GO): protein binding
Source: RefSeq, a predicted model, not a curated record
ACGUAAAGAGUAACUAUGGCGACCUGGUCAGCUUGCUUUCUCUGCCUAGUACCCAGACUCUGUGAGAGUUUCCUUUUGACUUCUUGGUUGCAUGGCGUUUUGCACGACAACAUGAAUUUGGGUGCAAUUUUGUUUGAAAAGACGAGGCAAGCUCCAUCGCCGAGCAAAGACUUUCAUCAGCUUCUAGUAACAGAGAAUCAAGUGAUUCUAAGAACAUGGCGGAUCUCAAUAAGAAAAGACCAACGAUACAUUCCACCAAGCCAGCGAAAAGUACCAAUCGAAGAAUUUGACGAUGACUCCUUACUUCAGACAGACAUCAACCGUAUUUUUGGUGAAGACACGCUCCGUCUUGUACACAGCAUAGUAUGUAAAGACUGGUUAGCCCGUCUUCCUCAAAAUGUCCUCAUUCAUUUGUUGUCAUUCCUCGAUCUUGUCGACAUUGCAAGGCUAGGAUCAGUAUGCAGGUCUCUUCGGAAAGUUUGCUCAAGCGACGAGUUAUGGGAGAAGAUUUUCCUAUCCCAUUGUGACACCAUCAACGACGAAACUCGAUCCCUAGCAAAGGAAGUCGGUUGGAGGAAAGUGUUCUUUACUAACAAACUGCAGCUUCAGGUUCAAAUGAGACGACGUAAAGAAAGAAAUAGCGCUGAAAUGAAAAGAAAGAUAACUCCAGCUGAAGAGCAGAUCCCACUAACAUUUGUCACUCAGUCAAAUGGCAACUACGAUCACUAUUAAUCAACUAUUAACUGGUGUCCAUUGAGUUUUUUUUGUUUAAGCCAUUUUCUGUGAAGGUACUUGAUUUGUAACCAAGUUAGCUCUAAGUUAUUAGUAAUAAGUUAAUUGGUUUUUCAAAACAUGCUCGUAGCUAAGAGUUAUUUGUUGCGUUGUAAAUUAUAUGGAUGGAUAACUUUUGUCUGCAGAGAUACCAGAGACAUGCUGAAAUUCUUUAAGGGACCCGUGUAGCAUACUUUAACAAACUGGUCAGCUUUGAAAUUCAAUUUCAGAAGUAAAGAAGGUCACAAUGCUGGUUUGACAUGGAUAAUUUUGUUUAUAUGUAUACAGUAAUUUGAGUUUUAUUUUGCUACAAAAAAAAACAAAAACAAAAAC